Messenger RNA from Cuscuta europaea, 1977 nucleotides. The record is from the annotation of a GenBank genome assembly. NCBI's taxonomy places the organism in Eukaryota, Viridiplantae, Streptophyta, Magnoliopsida, Solanales, Convolvulaceae.
GAAUCUAUCUAUAACUUGAAAACCCAAACAAUGACUCAUGUCUAGAUUCCUAGCUCAAUAUUAUGCUUUGUCUAUUUAAUUUUCUGGCCACUCCACUCUCCCCCCAUUCAACCUACAAAAUCUAUAUAACUCUGCCUGUUUUUUUUGUCCUAGAAUCCAAUUGUGUAUGGUUGCUACUUCACUUGUAUACUUACUAUUAUUAUCCUAAUAAAACAACAAAAAUGUGUUCUCUAAAGACAAAGAGAAAGGCUCACUAUCCACCAUAUGUAAUUUGGGUUUCGGCUCUCUUGCUGUUCAUCCCUAUUGUUGUCACCUCAUUAGGCCGUCCUGCUAACCCUUCUCUUCUGAGUCUAAUUUCAUCUUAUCGGAUUUUGAGUCGUACUAAGCUCAUCAAUUCUGCAGCUUCUCUCAGUGGUAAACAACAUAACAAGUGGUUUCAAGAAAAUGAACCUGAUCAGCAGCUUUCUUCCUCUCCAGCGACCAAACCUUCUGCAGUUCAUGGUUAUUAUUAUAGUAAUGGAACACUUGACCAGGUGUCUCAUGUAACUGCUGCAAUUGUUGCUCAUCCACCUUCUCCUCUUAUGGAAAACAAAGAACAUGCUGAUAGGAGUGAUGGGAAGGAGAAGUUGUUAAGAGGUAAUGGUACAAGAGUAGUGGCAUCAGAUGCAGUCAAUAAUGACAAGAGAGAAAGGAGGGUUGAAGCCAUCUUGGCAAAAGCGAGGUCAGCCAUAAGAGAAGCUUCCUCUGCCAGAAAUGGCAGCAGCAGCAACAUGAUAUCUAGCCACCAGGACCCUGAUUAUGUCCCUCAAGGCCCCAUCUAUCACAAUGCCAAUGCCUUUCACAGGAGCUACCUGGAGAUGGAAAAGGUGUUCAAGAUGUAUGUCUACUCAGAAGGUGAGCCUCCAAUCUUUCACAAUGGACCCUGCAGGAGUAUAUACUCCACCGAGGGCAGGUUCAUUCACCAAAUGGAAAAGGGCAAUUUGUUCCGAACGAAUGAUCCCGAUGAGGCAUUGGUCUAUUUCCUCCCCUUUAGUGUGGUGGUUAUGGUGCAAUACCUUCACAUCCCUGGGGCCCAUGACAUGCACCCCAUUGGUCGCACGGUUGCCGACUACAUCAAUCUUAUUUCCUCUAGUCAUCCCUUCUGGAAUCGAAGCCUCGGCGCGGAUCACCUCAUGCUCUCUUGCCAUGACUGGGGGCCUUACUCAACGACUUACGUUCCCAAUCUGUUCAACAACUCUAUCAGAGUGUUGUGCAAUGCUAACACCUCAGAAGGAUUCAAUCCCCGAAAAGACGUCUCGUUACCGGAAAUCAACCUGAAGACAGGCGAAAUCGCCGGCUUAAUAGGUGGCCCUUCCCCAUCCAGACGCUUUGUCCUGGCGUUCUUCGCCGGCGGUCUGCACGGACACAUAAGGCAAGUCCUUCUGGACCAGUGGAAGGACAGAGAUCCGGACAUCUUAGUGUACGACAAGCUCCCCAGUAGCAGCGGGAAGUCCUAUGAGUCUAUGCUGAGGAAUAGCCGGUUCUGUUUAUGUCCGAGCGGGUAUGAGGUGGCGAGCCCACGUAUAGUGGAAGCGAUAUACGCGGAAUGUGUGCCGGUGUUGAUAUCUGACGGGUACGUAGCACCGUUCAGCGACGUUUUGAACUGGAAGGCUUUUUCAGUGGCUGUGGACAUUAAGGAGAUUGGGAAUUUGAAGAAGAUACUGAUGGGGAUAUCAGGGAGUCAGUAUGUGAGGAUGCAAAGGAGAGUGAAGCAGGUGCAGAGGCAUUUUGUGAUCAAUGGACCUCCCAAGCGAUUUGAUCUCUUUCACAUGAUUGUUCACUCCAUCUGGCUCAGGAGAUUGAAUCUCCGGGUUCAUGCUAGGAGAUGAUGAUCCACAUUCUUUUUUGCUCUUUUCUACAUUUCAUUUCAUUAUUUCUACAACUUGGCUUAUAAUAUUUAUGAAAUAUCUAAUAAAGCCAGUAAAUAUUAACAGUGUU